This is a messenger RNA of Coccomyxa subellipsoidea C-169, 372 nucleotides long. RefSeq lists its product as hypothetical. Lineage: Eukaryota; Viridiplantae; Chlorophyta; Trebouxiophyceae; Coccomyxaceae. Gene Ontology annotation, molecular function: protein binding. The record is from RefSeq and is a predicted model, not a curated record. The transcript is spliced from 2 exons. Bases 1 to 372 code for a protein of 123 amino acids.
AUGGAAAGGGGGGCGCGCCCGGAUGCAUUGGACAUCAGCAAUCGUUCCCCGCUUGCGCUUGCGGCCGCCGCGGGCUACGUCGACAGCGUGCGGCUGCUGCUAUUGGCCAGUGCAACCAAGCGGGUGUUGGAUGAGCCGGCAAUCACCACUUGUAUGGACACGCGCGGGCGCACACCGCUGCUCUUUGCCGCCAGCCGCGGCCACUCGGCGGUGGUGAAGCUGCUGCUUGAGCAUGGCAUUGUGGACCGCUUGCCAGACCUGCAGGGCCGCACCCCGGCCGACCUCGCUCGCCUCAACGGCCACAGCGCCGUCGCAAAAAUGCUCAACGAGGGUGCCACCGUCAAGGCACGCCCUUCCCAUCACCAAGAUUGA